This is a messenger RNA of Rotaria sp. Silwood2, 1029 nucleotides long. The record is from the annotation of a GenBank genome assembly. Lineage: Eukaryota; Metazoa; Rotifera; Eurotatoria; Philodinida; Philodinidae.
AUGUUACGACGUCUUUUUGGUGGGGACGAAGCACCUGAUAAUCUUCGAAUUGUAAUCACACGUCAUGGUGAACGUGCUGAUUUGGCAUUGGGAGACAAUUGGUUAAGAAAAGUACGAAGACAUGGUGAUCAUGAUUCACAAAUAUCACGCUUACCACGUCGACCAAAUUUUCGUGAAUGGAAAUUUGAUCCACCAUUAACUAUUGCUGGAGAAAAACAAAGUGCAUCUCUUGGUCGAAAAUUACUUGAACUUGGUUAUCCAAUUGAUUAUUGCUAUUCUUCACCUGCAUAUCGAUCAAUACAAACGGCAAACAGAAUUCUUGAAAGUCAAGGACGAAAAGCUGUACCUAGUAACAUUGAACCUGGUCUAUUUGAAUGUCCAUCUUGGUAUAAUGAUGCACCAUUGGUAUUUAUACCUCCUGAAUAUUUAGCUAUGGAUAGAAGAUUUAAAAUAAAUACAGGUUAUGCACCAAUCUAUGAUAGUGUUGAUCCAAGUGAAAAUGAGAAACAAUUUUAUCAACGAUCUCGUCAUCUUAUUGAUGCAAUAGUUCAAACUCAUAGGUAUGAAGGUGGAACAGUUUUAUUAUCAGCACAUGGUGGUUCAAUUGAAGCAUUAACACGUGGUAUGCGUGGUGUAUUUAGUCGACGUGGAAACCCUGAAAAUCUUGAACAUGAAGCUGUGAGAGUUAAUUAUUGUAAUUUUGCUAUACUUGAACGUGACAAACGUACAGGAGCAUGGACGGCUCGUUUUCCAGAAUCAUACAAUUCUCCUUAUAGUGUAAUAGGAUUAGGAAGGCGAAAUGUCAUUCCACUUCAUAGUGUUACUACACACCAAAGAACUUCACAUAGAGCAGGACGAUCACCACAUAGAAGAACUUCACAUAGAGCAGGACGAUCACCACAUAGAAGAACUUCAUCAAGAAUAACACAUAAUCGAUAUAAUUCUCAUAAUCAACAUCCUUCUCAUAAUCGGCAUUCUUCUCAAUAUCGACUUUCUUCUCAUAAUCGACAUCGUUCUCAUUAUCGUUAA